This is a messenger RNA of Sphenostylis stenocarpa, 1494 nucleotides long. NCBI's taxonomy places the organism in Eukaryota, Viridiplantae, Streptophyta, Magnoliopsida, Fabales, Fabaceae. The record is from the annotation of a GenBank genome assembly.
AUGGCGAUUUUCCUGCAUGAAAUCUACACUUCAUGCUGGUUCUUCCUCCCAGUUAUUGCCAUCAUCACCUUCCACUUUCUUUUAAGAAAUUUUCUCGCUCUUUUCUUCAAUUGGAAUUAUGAUUCCUGUUCUGCAACAACCCCACCAUCACCACCAUCUCUUCCAAAGCUUCCAGUAAUAGGAAACCUCCACCAACUUGGCACCCUCACUCACCAAACUCUCCAAUCCUUUGCUCAAACAUAUGGCCCUUUGAUGUUGCUUCACUUUGGGAAGGUACCAGUUCUUGUGGUCUCAAAUACUGAAGCAGCACGUGAGGUUCUGAAAACCCAAGACCACGUUUUCUGCAACAGACCACAUCGUAAGAUGUUUGAUAUCUUAUGGUAUGGUUCCAGAGAUGUAGCAUCUGCUCCAUAUGGGCACCACUGGACACAAACAAGGAGUAUAUGUGUGUUCCAUCUUCUCAAUUCCAAAAUGAUUCAAUCCUUUGGUGCAGUUAGAGAAGAGGAAAUCUCCAUAAUGAUGGAAAAGAUUAGGCAGUGUUGUUUAUCUAUGAUGCAUGUGAAUUUAACUCAUUUGUUUUCUACAGUCACAAAUGACAUAGUAUGUAGAGCUGCUCUUGGAAGGAGGUACAGUGGAGAAGGAGGGACUAAGCUCAGAGAGCCAUUGAAGGAGAUGGCUAAGACAGAGAGAGUGGCUAAACAGCUUGAUGAAUUUUUGGAUGAAGUUGUUGAAGAACAUGUCAGUUGUUGGCCCAAGAGAGGUAAUGAUGUUGAUAGUGAAAGGCGGAAUGAUUUUAUAGACGUUUUGCUGUGGAUCAAAAAGACAAAGGCAUCAGGAUUCCAUAUUGAUAGGACAACCAUAAAGGUUUUGAUCCUGGACAUCCUUUCUGGAGGCGUUGAAACUACCUCCUCAACCCUAGGGUGGAUAAUGACAGAACUUUUAAGGCAUCCAAUUGUUAUGCAGAAGCUACAAGGUGAGGUGAGGAAUGUGGUUGGUGAUAGAACACAUAUAACCGAAGAUGAUUUAAGUAGCAUGCAAUACUUGAAGGCAGUGGUUAAAGAAACUGUUCGAUUACAUCCUCCAAUUCCCUUAUUGCUUCCAAGGGAAUCCAAUAAAGAUACCACAGUGAUGGGUUAUGGCAUUGCAACUAGAACACAAGUAAUAGUGAAUGCUUGGGCAAUUGGAAGAGAUGGUUCUUAUUGGGAGCAACCUCUGGAGUUCAAACCAGAGAGAUUCUUAAAUAGUUCAAUAGAUGUGAGAGGACAUGAUUUUGAACUGAUACCAUUUGGAGCAGGAAGGAGGGGCUGUCCAGGAAUAACGUUUGCCAUGAUUGAGAUUGAGUUGGUCCUAGCAAACCUUGUUCACAAAUUUAAUUGGGAAGUGCCUAAUGGAAUAAUGGGGGAUCAGACCCUCGACAUCACUGAAACUGAAGGGUCAACCAUUCAUAGAAAAUUCCCACUUAUGGCAAUUGCAUCCCACAUGCAUGAGAAAUGA